This is a messenger RNA of Diaporthe batatas, 1405 nucleotides long. RefSeq lists its product as uncharacterized. Gene Ontology annotation, biological process: DNA replication checkpoint signaling; replication fork arrest; replication fork processing. The transcript is spliced from 3 exons. Gene Ontology annotation, cellular component: replication fork protection complex; nucleus. The coding region runs from base 137 to 1132 and encodes 331 amino acids. The record is from RefSeq and is a predicted model, not a curated record. NCBI's taxonomy places the organism in Eukaryota, Fungi, Ascomycota, Sordariomycetes, Diaporthales, Diaporthaceae. Gene Ontology annotation, molecular function: DNA binding.
AGCUGCGAGACGCGUGCAGUAGGGACCCAGACGCGUCUCCCUCUCGCCUGCACCAUUCUACGAUUCUUCCUUGCCAUAUACCCUCACAACACACGAGAAAAUCCCUUGUCCCAGCAGAACCAGGCCAGCAGUCACCAUGCCGUCCAAAACAGACUCCAGAAAUGCCGAACCAGCAGCAAACAAUUUCGACGACCUGGAUAACUAUUUCAUGGAUGGAGACCUAGACGAUGACCCGUUCGCGUCUCCCCAACCCGAGGACAACUCAAAGUCUAACAAGCGAAAAGAGCCAGGCGAUGGUCUUGGUAUCGAUGAGGAGGUUUCCGUUGCAAAGAAGGCCAGAGUUCCCAGAGUCAAACUCGACCAAGAGAGGUUAGUUUCAGAAAAGGGCAUACCUGCGCUGAAGAAGCGAUCCGGUAAACUGAGGUUAAAAGGCAAGGGUCACGAGUGGAGCGAUGCAUCACGCCUACUGUCAUUCUACCAGGAAUGGCUGGAUGAUCUUUUCCCCAAGGCCAAGUUCUUGGACGCAUUGGCCAUGGUGGAAAAGGCAGGGCACCACAAGGCUAUGCAGAAGAUGCGGGUGGACUGGAUCGAUGAAGGCAGGCCCAAGUCGACCGUGGUGGCCGACGGCGGAGACGAUGAUGAGCCCACAGGGGACCAGCAGCAGCCAGAAGAGGCGCCAGCACCACGACAGGCAGACCGAAUAGCGCCCAUCUUCGAAAAGACUGCCAGUGGAGCUCGGCCGAGCACGCCGCCCGCGGACGACCUUUUCGGGGACGACAUCUACGGAGCCACUCCGAUCGGUGCCAGCAAGAACAGCAGACCGUCGGAUACAAGAGGCGAACCUGACCAGGACGAACUGGAUGCGCUCAUGGCAGAGAUGGAUCAAGAGCCGAGCAUCCCGUCGAGACCAACAGGAGGGCCAGUCAAGAGCAUAUUCGGCGACGGAAAGCCAAAGGCGACAGAAAGGCCAAGACCGGCGGAGCCAGACGAUGACGAUCUUGAUGCUCUCAUGGCUGAAGCUGAGGCUGAGCAAGGCCCCACGAGGCCAGCACAAGUGCCGAGUUCAAAGGCACCCCCGGCAGAUUUCGAUGAUGAAGAGGAAGCCAUGGCAGAGAUGGACGGUCUCUGGUGAGGCUUGGGACGCAGAUUUGUACGACCAUUACCGUAAUGAAUUUACGAGCACCCGUUCUUGUUGUGCCAUCUGGCAAUGUUCAUCAUUCGUCAGGCACACAACAUGCUUUCAUUUGCCUGCAGGUCGGAGUUGCCAAUGCACCGUAACCACCAUCAAAUUCAUCCCACCCAGCACUCUUCCCUGCGAUUGAGUAAAUUAAUGGCCCGAAAAGAAAGACGAAAAGACUCAUUAGAAUGUAGCCAAAAAAAAGGAGGUAAACAAAUUUCCUUAUUU